UCCGACAUAACAUCAGGCGUAUCGGCGUAUAGUACUGUCAAAAUUUGUACUUUAGAUCUUGCAGACUCCUGGGCCGAUCGGCUAUAUGAGACAGAGCCCAACCCUUACAUCUGCUUGGAGGAAUUGGAGGAUCAUGGUCCGUGACCUCAAAUAACCCCAAGAUGGCGUCGCAAAAGCGUAAAAAUUUCCGUCGUCGCCGCGAUUCCAGUGACGAAGAAGACGAAUCUGUGCAGGAAGUGAGUUCGAUUCUGGAGGAGGCGAAGGAAGCUCAGAAAUUUCGACAGCGACCUAAAGGAGUCAGUGCGACAGCCUUGGCUCUGGGAAAGAAGCUUUCAGGAAAUGCUGCUCUCGUUAAUGACCCCUUCAAGUUAAGGACUGGAGGAAUGGUGGACAUGAAAGCCAUCAAAGACAGAAACAGAGACAGGACAGGAGAAGAAGAUGACAAAGACCUGUCAGACUUGGGAACAUCCUUCUCAGCCGAGACCAACACCAGAGAUGAACAUGCGGAAAUGAUGAAGUACAUUGAAGUGGAAAUGAAGAAAAGGAAAGGCCAAGAAAAGGAAAAGGAGGCUAGCCAAGCAAAGAUAAAAGGAGCUGAAGACUUGCUGUAUGAACUACCAGACAGAUUAAAGGCUGCCACAUCUACCAGGUCCGAGGAGAUGUUGUCCAAUCAGAUGCUGAGCGGGAUACCGGAGGUGGAUCUUGGGAUACAAGAGAAGAUAAGGAAUAUUGAAGCCACUGAAGAUGCCAAGCAGAGACUUCAGGAGCAGAUGAGGAAGAAAAGGGACAAGGGAACAUCCUUUGUACCUGUCAACAUGGCUGUCAACUAUGUACAGCACAACAGAUUUUACCGUGAGGACACCGAGACCAAGAAGGUGGUGAAGCAAGAGGCACCCAAACCACGCCCACUUAAAGUGGGGGACACUGAGCCCCCCAUCAUGGAAGAAACAUCUCAGACAAAGAAGAGGCCAGGUGAAAGAGCUACAGAUGACUUCCACUUUGAGAAGUUCAAGAAACAGAUGACAAGACGAUUCUAGCAGAAAUUCCCAUGUCUCCUAUAAUUCUUUCUAAAUAUUCAGAACUUCAAAUUUACAUACUCAGCAUCUUUGAACACUUGUGCAUAUGUUUCUAAUUAAUUCUUAAAGUUAGGCCUAGGAAACAAAAUGUUGUGUUUCCUGUUUCCCUACCUACCCUACAAAAACCUACCGACCGUAGACUUUAGGUUUUGGGUAGGCAGUGGA
Branchiostoma floridae (Florida lancelet) is the source of this 1241-nucleotide messenger RNA. Its product is annotated as telomere length and silencing protein 1 homolog. NCBI's taxonomy places the organism in Eukaryota, Metazoa, Chordata, Leptocardii, Amphioxiformes, Branchiostomatidae. The coding region runs from base 162 to 1037 and encodes 291 amino acids. Gene Ontology annotation, biological process: mRNA splicing, via spliceosome. The record is from RefSeq and is a predicted model, not a curated record. The transcript has 11 exons. Gene Ontology annotation, cellular component: spliceosomal complex.